Callorhinchus milii (elephant shark) is the source of this 1265-nucleotide messenger RNA. RefSeq names its product gem (nuclear organelle) associated protein 2 (gene gemin2). The record is from RefSeq and is a predicted model, not a curated record. NCBI's taxonomy places the organism in Eukaryota, Metazoa, Chordata, Chondrichthyes, Chimaeriformes, Callorhinchidae. Gene Ontology annotation, cellular component: SMN complex; nucleus; spliceosomal complex. Gene Ontology annotation, biological process: spliceosomal complex assembly; spliceosomal snRNP assembly.
ACCGAGAGGCCGCCCCCGACUCCGCCCGAAGCUCGAACUGAACACAGGAAGCGGCCUCUAUCGGUUCCUGAGCCGGUUUUAUACGAGGAGCGGCCGCCGGUGACCAGGCCCGGAUCCGGGUGUAAAAAUAAGAAAAGUAAUAAGAAAAAAUACAGAUGAAUUUUGAUGAAGAUCUGAUGCCCAGGCUGUUGCCUGUGGAUGACUUUGAUACCAUUGAAGAUUUUGACCCGAGUGUGCCACCCAGAACGCAGGAGUACUUAAAAAGAGUCCAAAUUGAAGCAUCAAGAUGUCCUGAUGUAGUUGUGGCAAAAAUUGACCCAAAGAAAUUGCGAAGGAAUCAAACAGUGAAUGUAUCACUUUCGGGAUGUCAGCCUGCUCCUGUAGGAUUGUCUCCUAGUCUCAGAUGGCAACAACAACAAGUGGCCAAUUUUUCAGUCCUUCGACGGAGUAUAGACAGAUAUAGGGACCACUGGAAGUCGCAGCCUCUAGACGCUAAUGUAUUGCUGCCAAGACCGGAGGAUGAAGAAGGAUGGAAAAAAUUCUGUCUAGGGGAGAAAUUAUAUUGCUGCUCAUCUUUAUCCCAGAUCAUCAACAAAACUGAUUGCCCGGGAAUUGACUAUGUGCAGAUGGGAUUUCCUCCUUUAUUGAGUAUUGUCAGCAGGAUGAGUCAGUCUACAAUUUUGGUCGUAUUGGAAUAUCUGGUUAACUGGUUUGGUGAUAAGGAGUUUCACCCUGAACUAGGUAGAUGGUUAUAUGGCCUGCUGGCCUGCUUAGAAAAACCACUACUGCCCGAGGCACAUUCUCUUCUUCGACAGCUGGCUAGAAGGUGCUCUGAAGUUCGUGCUAAACUCGAAAAUCCAGAGGACGCAGGACUAUCAGCAUUGAAUUUACUCAUUUGUUUAGUUGCCAGGUAUUUUGAACAGAGUGACUUGGCGGAUAAUAAUUGACCUGGUUGGAAGAUUUCAAGAACCAGAGCUGAAUCUAUCAUUUUAAAUCUGGUCUUGUGCUUAACUUUUUUUACACACAAGUUCACUCAUUUUUAUUUCCUUGACACAAAUUUAAACAUCUUUCCUCAAUAACAGGUUUCAGAAUAUUAAACUGUCCAGAAGAAGGAGGUACAAAUCCACAAAAUGACUAUUUAGAAGUAACUGACAUCAGUAUUAGAAUGACUGAUUUUUGAUUUAAGUACUAUUUUUACAUGAAGUGGUCUGGAUCUGAUUUCAGUGUCAAAUUUUUUUUAAGAAAUAAACUUAUUUUAAAAAAAU